Messenger RNA from Daphnia pulicaria, 1987 nucleotides. RefSeq names its product zinc transporter 1-like (gene ZnT77C). Gene Ontology annotation, biological process: zinc ion transmembrane transport; intracellular zinc ion homeostasis; detoxification of zinc ion. Lineage: Eukaryota; Metazoa; Arthropoda; Branchiopoda; Diplostraca; Daphniidae. Gene Ontology annotation, cellular component: membrane. Bases 403 to 1932 code for a protein of 509 amino acids. The record is from RefSeq and is a predicted model, not a curated record. The transcript has 7 exons. Gene Ontology annotation, molecular function: zinc ion transmembrane transporter activity.
AAAAAUGGGCGUUCCCCAACUGGCUAUCUCUCUUAAUUUUUCCAUGCUUCAGAUACGCCUCUUAAGGCUUGAUUGCUCCGACGCUUGUGCGCUGGCUGUCAAUUAGUCGACACCUACUCCCCGAUUUUUUUUUUUUUUUUUUUAAACUCGAAUUCUAUCUAUCGAAUACAAUCGAACAUUUCACAAAUGUCAACUGCAGGACAUAGUUAGGUUACCCAUGGACGCGAACCGGAAAACUGCCUAGCAACAAGUCUCACCCCUCCAAAAAACCUUCAAAUAAAAAAACCAGUUGUGACCUAGAUAGCUUCGAGAGCAGAUCAGCUGAAAGUUCAGUGUUGGUGCAUUGUACUUUUCUUGCCCUUCAGCUGCAAUUUGCACGAAGGUGGAAGAAAUAAACACAAAAUGAAAAAUAUACUGUGGAAGCAGCCCGGGCUAGACCGGCUGAUAUGUGUUCUAGUGGCUAGUGUCGCCUUGUUUUUGGUUCAAAUCAUUAUGAGUCACAUAACUCAUUCCCUCACGCUCCUUGCGGCCGCCUACCACAUGCUGUACAACAUAUUCUCGCUAGUUGGUUGCAUCACCACCAUCAAGAUGUGCCAACGUGGAUCCAGCGUGUCAAACACAUUUGGAUGGGCUCGUCUGGAGGUACUAUCGACAGUGGUUAACCUUCUAUUUCUAAGCGCACUGGAUUUCUCCUUGGUUGUGGAGGCUAUUCAAACUCUUAUCCAUUCCGAUCACAUGGAUUCUAUGCAUCAACCGGAGAUUAUCUGCAUCGUCGCUGGGGUUGGAAUAGUAUUCAACUGCAUUUGCAUUCUGCUCAUCGGAGGCUUUACUCAUCAUCAAGGGAGUUUUCUAGCUCUGACACCGGGAGGGGAUGUGGUCGUCCAGCAUGGAGUCGCCACCGAAGACGCUGUCCGUCGAGGAUUACGCCGUCUGGCAAGUACAGAUAGAAAUGAAUGCUCUGGUGGGAAACCACAAGAUAUUGAAGAAACCGAAGUGGAUGGCAUGAUUCCGCAAAUGGAACCCUCCAAUGCGAAAGUUAAAGGCGUUAUUGCCAGAGUUUCACAAAGAUGGCCAACAAUGUACUCUGUCUUUCGUGACAACGCAAGUACUGUCAUCGCCCUGAUCUCAGCUGCAGUCGUAUACAAAAACGGAGAGAGUUUAAUUUCUCUACUAAUCGAUCCCAUUCUAUCAAUCGUUUCUGUUGCUAUUCUUGUCAUCACAUCUUACCCUUUCAUUAUUCAAGCCGGACAGAUACUUUUGCAAACUACACCGGCCCACAUCGACGUUGGUGAACUGAAAACAAGAUUAAAAGAUGCUUUCCCGUCUGUCGUUAACAUUCACGAUUUACACGUAUGGGCUUUAACUCCCGAACGAGUCAUUUCUACUGCGCAUUUAGUCUUCAUGAACGAAAAUGUUUAUCUAAGUGUCAAGGAACCCAUCAGAAUUUUUUUCCUUGGUCAAGGUAUCACUCGAGUAACACUACAACCAGAAUUCUACAAGUUUGGAAAUUUGACACCAGCACAAAGUACAACCUGUGUACUAACCUGUAAUAAGGAUGGUUGCAAGUCAAGAACCUGUUGCAACUACGAGCGUGCUGCCACUGUCGACGUCGAUGUUGCUCCUGUGGAAGACGUUGAAUCGCCAGCCCACCGCCAUGCUUCUGAUGGAGUGACCACCACGAGAUCUGUGACAGUGAUGCUUAACGUUGGCCAUUCCAAAGUUUCUCCAGAUACUGAUAAGUCAUCGAUCAAGGAUGAUUUACACGUAAAACACUUGACAUUCAAGUCUCCCAUCCAUGAUAAUUGCAGCACUGAAUGCGAAUCACAUGUCUCAAAUUCGACACAUCCUUCGUCAACGACGUCAAGCCAAAAAGAAACAGCUGAUGAAACUGAAAAUAACGUUUCAGAAAAAAGUUUAGAUGCACCUGAUUAAAAAUAAUUGCUCAUGAUUUUUUCAGUGAGGAAAUAAUAAAGUGAUUUAUUUACUA